Molecule: messenger RNA, 2322 nt
Organism: Haplochromis burtoni (Burton's mouthbrooder)
Lineage: Eukaryota; Metazoa; Chordata; Actinopteri; Cichliformes; Cichlidae
Product: trypsin-3
Exons: 6
Coding region: 68-826 (252 amino acids)
Biological process (GO): proteolysis
Molecular function (GO): serine-type endopeptidase activity
Source: RefSeq, a predicted model, not a curated record
AUUGCUCUCAUCAUUUGGAGAUACUCUGAAGCUUCCUGUGUCUAGACUUUCAGGUAUCAAUUACAAUAUGGCUGCUGUGGCAAUCACUACUGUGCUGCUUCUUUUGUCUUUUUCAGUAAAUUCACAGAAAGAGAAUACAGGAAGGAUCAUCGGGGGUCAAGAGGUCGAACCAUACUCUAUCAAAUACCAGGCAUCCCUUCAGACUGAGGUCGGGGAUCACUAUUGUGGAGCCACGCUAGUUCACCCAGAGUGGGUGGUAUCUGCUGCCCACUGCUGGAGACCGAGUAAUUUUAUGAGGGUUGUGCUAUGUGAGCACAGCCUGAUCAAAACAGAGGGAUUUGAACAGAUCUUCAAUGUCUCAAAGAUAUAUGUACACAAUUAUAAUUUCAGGACAUAUGAGAAUGACAUCAUGCUUAUUAAGCUUAGCAGACCAGCACAGCUGAAUGCUUAUGUUCAGCCAGUUCUGAUACCUGAUGAAGGUACCCCUCCCUUUAGUGGCACCUGCAUAGUGAGUGGCUGGGGAGUGACACAGGUUUACAGUUACACCCUCUCCCCUGUGCUACGUGCUGUGGAUGUAAGAGAAAUACCUUAUUGCACUUGGUAUUACUGGGGCAGGAUCAAACCAGGUAUGCUUUGUGCUGGAUCUCCAUACGGGGGAAAGGACUCUUGCCAGGGCGACUCCGGGGGCCCCCUUGUCUGCAAUGGCUACUUUGAGGGCAUUGUCUCCUGGGGUAUUGGCUGUGCAAAUCAGUACUACCCUGGUGUCUACACCAGAGUCAGGAGCUAUAUUCAGUGGAUUAACUGGGUUAUUGACAACACACCAUGAGCGAUUUUUUUCAGUUAAACAGUCAAAUGAACAUAAUUUUCAGAUGGGCCUGAAAUGAAUAAAUAUUAACGUUAGGAAUUUCUAAAAUGUUCCUGGAAAUAUGUCAAUAUUGCACCUAUAAUUAAUUGAUUGUCACUCUUUUUUCUGAUAGGGAAUAAUAAAAGAAAGACUUGUUGCUAUGAUAUCCUUUUUAUUUUUUGUUGGUACUAUAGCAGUAUAAUUAGUAACUGUGUUAAUCAUUCAAAGUGAAUAGUACUAUUGAAAAAUCACCAAUGUUGUUGUUUUCACAUGAAUCAAUUUUCCUAUUAUGCCUGUUACUACAAGCAAAACCUCUUAUAUUUUAUUUAAGCUUCAUUGUAAAUAUGACAGUUUCAAUUAGUGCAGCUUUAAGAACAAUUUUACCAAUGCACUGGGUCUAUAAACUGACAAGUGAUACUUGCUACUACUACUAGUAUGGAAUAAAAGGUUAACCCAUCCACAGUGACAGUGAAGAUGCUGAUUGUCUGUAUCAUGCUUCUAUCAGUCUCUUGUGUUCAAAGUCCAAAAUGUCCAAAAGUUGCUUAGAAUAUAAAAAUCAACAAAGUGCUCAAUUUUUCUUCACAAAGAAGAGCUGACCUUUAUAUGUUCAUAAAACACAUAGCAAAUGGUUACAUAAUGCAGCUAGACAAACAAACAAAUAUUUUAGUAAUCUGUCAAAAACCUGUUUAAAACUCAAAAUUAUCGACUUCACUGAACUCGGGUCUUGUUUUAAACAUAAAGAACUCCUUAGGAAAGUGUUUACUCGUGUUAUAGAGCAACUUAGGGCAGCUGUGGCAUUAACCUCACACUGGGUGCCUAAUCAAGUUGUAUCUAAACAACUAAAUAUAGAAGCUAUCCUGCUGCACACUGAAUAAUUACAGCUUCUCUCUGGUGCUGGUUUCUGUUGUUAAGCUAAACCUAAACAUUCAUGCUCACAUUCACACCUAUGCCAGUUAACCUAACAAAGUUAUAACAUAUGCUAAAAAGCUCUGAUUAAAAAUAAUGGCAUGCUGGGAAGUAUAUUACUGGGAAAUUCAUGUGAACCUGUUGAGGUUAACUAUAAUUUAACAGUGAAACAUUAUGACCACGAAUAAGUUGAAAAUGGUGCAAUAAGUGUGUAUGAUACAUGUAUCAGGGGCAUUCUCUCUGCUUUUUUUUGUUGUUGUUUACCGUAAGGUGAUUGGAUCCUACCCAAUGGAACUUCAGAGACUAAACUAUACAUGCUACAGGUUUGGCAUUGAUCAUCUGAUCAAGCAAAUGCUACCAUUUGUCCAAUUUUUUAUAAGCAUUAAUGGAAGCUAAAUUUGUUUUUAUAGUCUUAUGCUACAGAUUUUGUACACUUGUGUGGUUCCUCUGUAGUUGCAUAACUGUGAAGUUUAAAUUAAUAAUUUUAGUAGUGAUGAAUUAAUGAUUAAAAUAUCUCUUAUUUGAGCCACACAUUUCUUGUGAGAUCAUACAUUUCAUCUCCAAAAGUUGAU